This is a messenger RNA of Caenorhabditis briggsae, 2667 nucleotides long. Gene Ontology annotation, cellular component: neuron projection; neuronal cell body; intracellular membrane-bounded organelle. The transcript has 8 exons. Bases 1 to 2667 code for a protein of 888 amino acids. The record is from RefSeq and is a predicted model, not a curated record. Gene Ontology annotation, biological process: protein localization to cell surface; synaptic transmission, cholinergic. Lineage: Eukaryota; Metazoa; Nematoda; Chromadorea; Rhabditida; Rhabditidae.
AUGAAGAAAAGAAGGCUGGAAUCCAAGAAAGAAGAGGAUUUGGAUGAGGAUUUGCUACCAGAAACGGGUCUUUAUACGGAUGAAGGAUAUCUUUUUUAUCACACAACACCUCGGAAUUUGACAAAAGCGCAAGCUGAAAGAGCUGCGAAAAAUGACACAUUCUCUGAGAGAAUUGAGAUCGGGUCAACAGGUGAUGGCCACGGACUCCCUCAUCGAUCAGGAUUCUGUAUCAAAACCCGUGCUAUCAAAAUGAUGAGUGACCAUUUUUUGAAAACCUUCGAUUGGAACGCUCCAGAUUACGCCGAACAAAUCUACGAUCGCUACUAUACAUAUGCGGCUCACGAUGAGAUAACCCUGCGAAAAAUUCAGAAACUUCUGGAUAAAGGUUACGGUUAUGAGCACAUUUCGGAGCUGUUGGAUAUUCCUAUGCAGAGAGCAAUCGAUAUGGGAAAGAAAUUGAGGAACGGAGAGAGGAGAGAGGAUCGCGAAAUGUUGAGAACGUUUUAUGAAUCGUGUCUUACCCUUGGUCUCGAUGCCGAAGAGAUCAAGAAAUUCGUUUUGGACGACAACGAAUUCAAACUAUACGGUCUUCGAGAACAUGUCAAAAUCGACCAGCUGAAUUUUAGGCUGAAAAUUUCCGAAGAACGAUGCGAAGAAUUGCUGAAACUAGUGCUUAAAAUUAUUUUGGAUAAGUUUCGAGAAGUUCGAGAGAAGGAUGAGCUGGAGGCGGAGCUUGCAUGGAAUGUGGCUAUUGGAGAGAUGUCCACCUCGAAACCUCCAAUUGAAGAGCACCAAGUUCUCAAGGCGCUGGAAAUUUUUUGCCACAAAAUUGAUAAAGACGAUACGCCGGUAACGAUGAAAAAGGAAAGAAAAGGAGCGAAGAAACUGAAUGUAGAAUUCUUCCAAAAUCUUCGCCGAGGUUUCCGAUGUCAAAUCAAGCUACAUUGCCUUCUUUGGGCCUGGAAACGGCUGGCGGAAUGGAAGAAAAUCCACGUGGCGAAGGGUGAGAAAACCUUUUUCGAGAUGAUGAAUUCGUCUUGCAGUGAUAAAAAUCGCUACGAAGCCGUUCUGGAAGCAGAGCUCGCCAAUCCGUUGGCGUCUGAUUUGACGAAGAAAUUCCUCAAAAACAAGAAGUGUGUCAAAUGGAUCUUGGAAUCCCGUCUAACGUCUUCAAAACGCGCAACAACGGCACGUCGUCUGCUGCAAGCCGCAAUCGAAGUCUUCAUCCUCUACAUGGAUCGAAAAUCCGGCCGCAAUUUCAAAUUCCCCGCCAAACUCCACUCCCUCAUCGCCACCACGCCUUCAGACAUCAUUCAGAAGACGUUGCCCAACAUUUUGGAUCCAGAAAAUUCGGAAUACCUAUCACUGAAAAAGGCGAAAAAGACGGUGGAGACAGCGUCUGGAGAGAAGAUUCUAGUGAAAUUGACAUCGAACCAGAAGGCGAUUCAUGUGAAAGAUUCUGAUGACGUGGAGGAUUCUGAAGAAGAGGGAGACGACGUUGACGUCGAACGUCUUCUGAAUUAUUCACGAAAAAUCGCGCCGAAAAUCGAUGAAGAGAUGAAAAUGGAAAUUGAGGCGGUUUUGGGAAAAGCGGACCCGGAGAAAAUUCGAAAAAAAUCCAAAAAAUCGGAAUCGCUUCAGAUGAAUGAAGAAGUGAGAGAAGAGAGGGCGUCGCUGGAUAGAAUUGCCAGAAAAAUUGGAAAAAAUCGACCAGUUUCUAGAGAAAUUCUGGAGACGUCAGAUGAGUCGGAUUCAGAUGACGUGCAGGCGACAAGAGCUCGAAUUUCGUUUAUUGGAGUUCCUGAAGACGUGACGGAUUCGGAAUCUGAAAUUUUGAAAAAGGAGGAUUCAGAUGACGUGACGGAGUCAGAAGACGUCACGAAUUCUGAAUCCAAAAAGUCGAGAAAGAAGAAGAAUUCUGAAGACUUUCCGGAAGACGUUGAGAACUCAGAAUCCAAGAAGUCCAAAAAGAAGACAAAGAAGAAUCCAGAAGACGUCACAACUUCAGAAGGCGUUCCCGAAGACGUGCCAGAUUCUGAUUCCAGAAAAUCCAAAAAGAAGAAGGAUUCAGAAGACGUGUUAGAUUCCGAAGGCAUAAAUUCGAAUAUCCGACAUUCAGAAGACAUCCCAGAUGACGUGGAAGAUUCUGAACCCAAAAAGUCGAGAAAGAAGAAAGAAGAUUCUGAAGUCGUCCCUGCUCCAGAAGACUUUCCAGAAGACGUGGAGGUUUCUGAAUCCAAAAAGACAAGGAAGAAGAAGAAGGACUUAGUGGUAGUGGAGAAUUCAGAAGACGUCCCAGCUUCAGAAGACAAUACAGACGAAGAAUCUGAAUCACGGAAAUCCAAAAAAAGAAAACGACGACAUUCAGAAGACGUUAAUUCAGAUGACGUCAACGAUUCAGAAGUCAAAAAGUCAAAGAAAGGUCCAGAAGAUGUAGCGGAUUCAGAAUCUCGGAAAUCCAAGAAGAAGAGAAAGAAGAAUUCAGAAGACGUCCCAGUUUCAGGAGACAGUCCAGAAGACGUCACAGAUUCAGAAUCCAGGAAAUCUAAAAAGAAGAAGAAGAAGAAGAAGAAGGAGAAUUUGGAGCUUCCAGAAGACGUGGAAGAUUUAGAAGUCGUUAAGGAGAAGAAGAAAAAGAAGAAUCGAGAUUUAGAAGACGUUGAAUGA